CCACGAUCUCAUUCUCACUCUCUCUCUAUCUCUCUCUUCUUGUUUAUGUCCGUUACAGCUCCGAUGCACGGCCGCACCAGCGUACGCGUCGUGGUUGUCGGCGACCGUGGCACCGGAAAAUCGAGCCUCAUCGCGGCCGCUGCCUCCGAAAGUUUUCUGGAAACCGUGAAGCCCGUUCUGCCACCGACUCGACUCCCUGCCGAUUUCUACCCCGAAGGCGUUCCCGUCACAAUCAUCGAUACUGCAUCCAGUUUGGAGAGUAAAGGUAAGCUCGCUGAAGAAUUAAAGCGAGCCGAUGCGGUGGUGCUAACCUAUGCAUGCGAUCAGCCUGCAACGCUUAAUCGUCUUAAUACUUUCUGGCUUCACGAGCUUCGUCGAUUAGAAGUAUGCAUCUUGAAAUUUGAACGGCUAAACGAUAUGUUCUGA
Ilex paraguariensis (yerba mate) is the source of this 426-nucleotide messenger RNA. Lineage: Eukaryota; Viridiplantae; Streptophyta; Magnoliopsida; Aquifoliales; Aquifoliaceae. The record is from the annotation of a GenBank genome assembly.